AUGCCUCUUCAGUGUGCUUACAUCGGUUUGGGUGCCAUGGGCUAUCCCAUGGCAGGUCACAUUGCAAAUCAUCUACAGACCCUUAAAUAUCCUAGUCUUUUAGUUCAUAACCGAACUCUUGGACGCGCAGAAUCUUUGGCUUCCAGUGUACCGAGUCGGGUCGCACGCUCAAUCGCGGAAUGCGCCAUAGCCGACGUGGUGUUUACUUGCCUGCUGAACGACGCAAUAGUCGAACAGACCGUUACAAGUCUUCUGGAGGCCGGUCUGAAAAAAGGUGCUAUCAUCGUGGAACAAUCUACCGUUGCACCAGCUCUGGUAGAUUCACUCGCAGCCAAGGCUCGCGCAUCGGGUGUUUUCUAUCUUGCUUGUCCCAUCAUGGGCCCACCCCAGCGUGCCCAGUCUGCUGAUCUCGUCGUGUUAAUGGCCGGACCAAAGGCACAGCAAGCUAUUGUCAAGCCUCUCUUGAUUCCUGCAAUUGGUAAAAAGGCAAUUGAACUUGGUGAAGACCCAGCUGAAUCUAUCCGUCUCAAGCUAUGUGGUAACUUUCUUGUUACGAGUUCUUGCGAAAUGCUUGCAGAGGCUCUCACUUUGGGCGAAGCUGCCGGUAUUCCCCAAGACAAGGUUGGAGAGCUGGUCGGAAGCGUGUUUUCUUCCCCUCUUUUAAACAUCUACACUACCCGAAUGGUUCAAAAAACAUAUAAUGAUCAGGUGCACUUUUCCCUCACUGGUGCCAAAAAAGAUGGUACUCAUAUUCACAAUAUGGGUAUUGCCUCUGGAAUUAAAUUGCCCAUUACCGAAGCAUUUCUCAACAAUGUCAAGUCUGCUCACGACAAAAGGGGUGAUAUUGAUAUUACUGGAAUUGUUGGAGCUGUACGUGAAGGAGCAGGUUUGGAUUUCGAUUUGAAAAAGGAUUAAACGAGUCACAGGGUACAUCUUUAGGCACAGUUUCGCAGUAGAUUUAGUUUAUCGAUUGUAAUGAAUAAACCACCAUUUAUUUCUGUUCGGAUUGUCAACAUUGAUCAUUACCUUGCUGAGCCUGGGCCAUUUGAUCGUAAUUAUUGUCCUUUUGAUCAAGCUCGAAUCAAUAAAGUUCCUGUCAUUCGAAUAUUUGGCUCUACGCCUGCAGGAC
This is a messenger RNA of Phycomyces blakesleeanus NRRL 1555(-), 1129 nucleotides long. RefSeq lists its product as hypothetical. The coding region runs from base 1 to 915 and encodes 304 amino acids. The transcript has 2 exons. Lineage: Eukaryota; Fungi; Mucoromycota; Mucoromycetes; Mucorales; Phycomycetaceae. The record is from RefSeq and is a predicted model, not a curated record. Gene Ontology annotation, molecular function: NADP binding; oxidoreductase activity, acting on the CH-OH group of donors, NAD or NADP as acceptor.